UACACUGGAUUAGAAACUCACCACCUUCAUCUUUCUUUAUAACCACAUUCUUCGUUUUUGCAUUUAUUUAGCUGCUGCGUAAUCAUAAAUUUCACAACCUCACGGCCUGGGGUUUACAUCUCGAUGUACCUUGAAAAGCAAGAGAAUUCAUUGUUAAAACAUCGUAUACAUAACUACAUGAUAAACAGUUAUUUAUCAAGUUAAGCGUUACGGUUAUAGGAUAAAGAGCAAUGUGAAGCCACAACAGGAUAUAUCUUUCUCAAGACAAAGUUCAUCAUGUUCCACCUACCAUACACGUUGCUAUAUCCCCCACACAUGUUGUUCCACCUCCCACAUACAAGUUUCACCCAUUACCUCACACUAUUUAUUCAGUACUUUUGUAUAUUAGUAGUGGGUUGGCAAGUUUGGCUGUGGUGUGGGCUGUGGGGGCUGGUGGUAGUGGCUAUGGUCAUAGCUGUUUCACCUAAGAAAAUUCAAAACAUCAUAUGGUUUGCACAUGAGAAACACACGAAGAAAGAUUUAGAGCUUUAUCUGGCUUCUCUUGACAAGCAAGAGUUCAAGAAACUACUGUGGAAUUUCAAGAUGACGAUGCCUUUAUUCUCCUCUUGGGUUAAAUCCGCAGAUGUGGAGAAGCCUGAAUGGCUUUCCAAGGUUAUUACUCAUCUGUGGCCACCAAUCAGUGUUUACAUCGAGAAACACUUGAGACUCGUUGUUGAACCUAAAAUCAACGACUACCUAAAAAAAUGGAAAAUCUUCACAUUUAAAUUCAAGACGAUGAGAGAGCCGUCUGGAGAACCAGAAAUCUUGGGUGUGAAGGUUUAUGAUACAACUCCAUCAAAAGACGUCAUCCUGGAGGUUCAUUUUACAUACACGGGAAACUUCCGGUUCUCAGCAUCUAAUACAAAAUUAGAGUUUGGAACGACACACAUACAGAUAACAGGAAGUGCUCGAAUAAUACUAAAACAUUUACUUCCUCAUCCACCAUUUGUGGGUCAUGUACGCAUUGUUCCCAUCACCAGCCCUGAUGUCAACAUUCAUUUUAGGGGUGUGGCAAAUUGGCCAAUAAUCAGCAAGAAUUUAAUAGAUAGUGUAAAAGAAGCAAUUUCAUGGUCAUAUGAUUUGUCACUGGAUGAAAAGGCUCUCAGUGUUGAAGAAUACAAAUCACCAACACCAGAGGGCGUGAUCAGUCUUAGAGUGACUGGCAAUGAUGAAGUUGACAGCUGCAUCAUCCGUCAGGGAUCCAACAUAUUCAGAGGCUGCAAACCAUGGACUUCUGUCUUUGAGGUUAUCUGUUAUUCACAUGUAAGAGAAAGAGGAAUAGUACUUGAAAUUGAAGCUGAUGAUCACAUUUACAGUGAUCAACUGGAUAUCGAAGAUAUCAUAAAAGAGAAGUAUUUAACGAAACACUAUCGUGUGGCAGACAAUCUACAUUCGUUUUUUUCCACUGAAGCUACAUGGUUUGAACUCACAAAUGAUGCUGUAAUGUUGACAGAGCAGUGGCAGGAAGGUGAAGACCAAGCCAGGAGAACACAGAGCUGUGCAGUACUCAAGGUGUGGCUUGAUUACGCUGAGAUAUUCGUUUUUGACCAAAAGUUGGAUAUUCGGCUUAAAGUUGGCGGAAAGUCAAAACAAAUGAGCAGUUCACUUGUGUAUUCCAAUGGCCAAGAAGGAAUACGAAUUGAAUUUGAAGAGGGCAUCGAUUUCCUUAUUGCAGAUCCUCAAAAACAAAAGUUAAAAAUCCAGGUAAGUACUUUCUUGAAUUACAGAUACUAUAACUUUUGUUAAUCAGGGUUAUUUUGU
Molecule: messenger RNA, 1800 nt
Organism: Cherax quadricarinatus
Lineage: Eukaryota; Metazoa; Arthropoda; Malacostraca; Decapoda; Parastacidae
Source: RefSeq, a predicted model, not a curated record